UAGCGCUAGGUCAAUGGAAGAAUUCUUCCCUCGACUUAGCUACUGCUUUUCAAGGACAUGGAGAGAUUCUCCCAUCAGAGUGGUGGCUUCCGUAUAGGGUCACACUUGGGGUCUUCUGCACACCCUGAAGCCUUUUGCUAUAAGCCUCAGGUGUCGAUUCAAACGUAAGCAGUAGAGCUUUUGUGAACUGUUCGUAGUCCCCAGUAUCAACUCUGUCCAUCUGGCUGCACGCCUCUCUGGCUUUGGGACGAGUACCAGGUGAAACAGUGGGGCCGGUCUGCAGCAUCAGUCAGGUUCAAAGGGCAAGACUGCUCAAAGGCAGUGAAGUACGUGUCUAUAUCUCCCCUCCCUUCUUAAACUGGGGCAACAACUUGGUAUCGAGGUAUCCUAGAGCAGAAUCCUGCAUUUCCUCCAGCUGGAAGGGCAGUCUCCAAGCUGCUCUGCAGAUCAAGGGUAGAAGGAGCCCUGGGAGCUCAAGCAGGUAACUUUCUUGGCUAUCAGACAGCUGGAGCGGAGGCAAAUCAAACACGCCUACAGACGCCCUGACUGCUGGUCAGUUACAUGCUGGAGGGCAUUCAGGCAGGCUGUCAUUCCCAUUAUGUGCUGCCGGCCGCCUGCCCGUGCCUAAGGUGAAGCAGUCCGUGUAGCUUAUGGUAAUGGCUCAUCUAACAUAUUGCCAAGGGAACUGAUGCAGUGAGGCUCACUGCAUCCAACGGGGAGCAAAAGACUCUUCAGGCAGGCUGCCCCUGGGACUGAUGAGUGUUACAUCACUUUUGUGCUCAAUAUGUCACUGCUAAUAUCUGUUCCCACCAAAUGGGAACCUUAUGGCUACCGAAGUGCCGGGGACACUAGCCUAGAUCGGAUGCCGGUGACCGGGUGCAGUGGCACUCUUAUUCAGGUUGCUUCUGCUUUCGUACCCAACAGAGGUGCUAACCUUCAGUUGCAGUGAGUAUGCAGCACUCCGCUUCUGUUUCUUAGGCAAGCAAGCCAGAAGAGGAUCCCGAGACUGUAGGCACUGGAGCUGUGCGGCUGAUCAGGAUUUUGAUGAGAGAAGGAGAAUAGGAUGGGUUGCAUCUGGAAUGCUGGUGACUCAAAGGAUGGCAUGUACUCCGGGAGCCUGGAGUGCUUUUAACCCUCGGGGAUGGAGCGGCACGUGAAUGGAGCUACGGCCGAGAAGCCAAACCCCGUGGACUACGGGGUUCAGAUCAGAUUCAUAGACGACCUGAAGGAAAUGAAGAAGCCGCAAAAGACCAGGCCCAAGCAUUCCAAGCCAGGAUCCUACGGGGUCGCGGUGAGGGUCCAGGGUAUCGACGGGCAGCCCUUUGUGGUCCUGAACAGUGGGGCGAAAGGAGAGGACUCCUUCGGGGUGCAGAUCAAAAGUGAGAGUAAAUACGGGAACCCUGCUCACAGCCAGUGGCCCGAGCAGCUGCCCCCUAACUCCCUCAGGGAAGGCCCGGGCUCCAUCAGCUCUGAUUCUGACCUGCCGGAAAGCCGGUACAUGGCCAGUCAUUCCCAGUAUAACUCCCAGUACAGCACCUCUGACGAGGAGCUGAGCUCCCAGGGCUACCCGAGGGAGAUCAGGCCUGUCAGCGCUGAGGCAGCUAAUUCCUACAGCAGGGAUGGCUCCUCGUCCCCUCAGGGCAGCUCCAGACGGCUGCUACCCCAGAGGCCUUUUGGGGAGGAGCUGAGGAGGACUCAAUCUCACAGCUCUCUGUUAAGCCCCAAUUCAGAGGAGGCCUAUGGCCCAAGCCCUCUCAGCAUGCAGACCAGGGGCACGUACCGAUCCCAGUCUCCAGCCAGUGCCAAGAGCAGCAGCACGCUGGACAGUGCAGGCAGGAAAAGGACUGACCCCAGCCAGGAAUCCCAUGCAGCUUCUGGACGAAGGUUUGUAGGCAAGCAGCCAUCACCAGACCCAGAGUCCUCCAGGCCUCGGCAGCCAGCUGACCAAAGUGACAUUGACACGAAGCCCCUGUCCUCGGUGGAUUCCCUGAUCACAAAGUUUGACGGGAAGGUUCAGCAGAGGGGCCGAGCUGCCAGAAGAAGCCGGAUCUCCCUGGAGGAGAGGAAGCGGUCGCAGAGUCUCGAUAGCAGGGUUUCCUACCACGACACGGCCGAUUCCAGAGAGCUGAGCGCCGCCCAGCUCCAGGACCGCCUCAGGGAAGGGCCAAAGGGCUUGGCCGCCAAACAGCCUGGUACGGCCAAUGCGCCUCACACCGGCAGCCUGAACCGAGCGCUCCGGGAAGAUCUGAAGGAAAACUCAGUCAAGGCCCAGGUGCCACGAGACUGGAUCCGUAAAAGCUUGGAGGAGCCUGUCGUUGAGCAGCAGCAAAGUCAAGUGCAAUCAGAACUGCAGCAGCUUAAGUCCACUCCAGACCUUCUGAAAGACCAGCAGGAAGUCUCUCCGCCUGGGAGCAGCGAGUCUACCAAGGAGCUGAUUUACAGUAUCCUGAAGGAUGGGAGCAAAGAAAGCGAAAGCUCACUGAAGAGAAAAACCAACCUGAUGUUUGAGAAGAUCCAAGCACUUGCUGUGGUGCCUCCCGAGGACACAAGAGGAUCUGUUUCCCAGAACAGUGAGCUGAAAAGGAAGGUGGAGGAGCUGCAGCAGAAACUAGAUGAAGAGACCAAGCUCCGCCAGAAAGCAGAGCAGGCCAGGAGCAGUGCUGCUCGGAACCUGGAGAGCCGGCUGGAGGAGGCGCAGGAUGAGUGCAGGCGCCUCAAGGGGGCCUUGGAGAAGACGACCCAGGAGCUGAAAAGUUGCUUGCAAGAGCUGAAGGAAGUGAAAGUUGCCAGAGAGCAGGCAGAGGACAAACUGGGAGACGUGGAAGAGCAGCUAAUGGGGAUGCACGAGGAGCUGGACAGGCUGCGGAAAACCUCGGUGGACUCUGCAAACAGAGACGAGCUCAUGAAGGAGCUGCUGGAAACCAGAGAGGAGCUGGAGGAGGUCCUCAACGCCAAACAGAAGCAAGAAGAACAUCAGCGGCUGCGGGAGCGGGAGCUGACGGCGCUGAAAGGAGCCCUGAAGGAGGAGGUGGCGAAUCACGACAAGGAGCUGGACCGGGUGACGCAGCAGUACCAGCGCGACAUGGACCAGCUGAGGCGAAACAUGGAGGAUGUGUCUCAGGACCAAGCCAGUUUAGAGAUCGAGAGGCAGAAAAUCAACUCGAUAGUGAGGAACCUCCAGAAGGAGCUGGAGGAGAGCAGCGAGGAGACCAGCCACUGGAGGGAGAUGUUCCAGAAGAACAAGGAGGAGCUACGCAGCAACAAGCAGGAGCUCAUGCAGGUGAAACAGGAGCGGGAGGAGUUUGAGGAGGAGCUGCGGGAGCGGUUCUCGGCCAUGCGGGUGGAAGUUGACCAGGUCAGGAACAGCACCGUGGAUGCUGGCCAAGCAGAAGCCCUGAAGAAGGAGCUGCGUCAAGCCCAAGAGGAGCUGAGGGAGCUGGCUUCAGAGAAGCAGGCCCAGGACGAGCUGGUUCACCAGAGGGAGCGGGAGCUGGCCGCCCUGAAGGGGGCGCUCCAGGAAGAGGUGGCCGGCCGUGACACGGAGGUAGAACAGCUGAAGCAGCAGUUCCAGAAGAACUUGCAGCAGCUCAGGAAGGACUAUGACGAAGCUGCCAAGGUGAAGGUGGCUGUGGAGAGUGAGAAGGAGGCCACGGAGCAGAUGAGGAAGGCCAUGGAGUCCGCUCUGCGGGAGACGCAGGAGGAGAAUGAUGACUUGAGGAGGAAGAUCCUGGGCCUGGAGAUGCAGGUCAAGGAGUACAGGCACUUCUCUGAGAACUGGGAGGGCUCGGAGGCCAGGCUCAGGGAGAAGAUCGCCAAGCUGGAGGCUGAUCGCAGACAGAUGGAGCAAUCCUUGGAGGAGGCUGUGGAGCAGGAGCAGGAGCUGCUGAUGGCCAAGAGGUCUCUGGAGAGCCGCCUGCAAGAAGCCCAGAGGAGUCUCAGCCGGCUGUCUCAGGAGCACCAGGUGCUGAACACCUCGCACCAGGAGGAGAUGAAGCAGAAGGAGCAGCUGAGGAGAACCAAGAAUGAGCUGGAGGAGCAGAAGAGGCUCCUAGAUAAGACCACAGAGAAGCUGACCAGAGAGCUGGACCAGAUGGCCCAGGAAUCCCACAGCUCACUGGCCAUGCUGCAGUCGCAGCUGGAGGAGUACAAGGAGAAGUCAAGGAAGGAGAUUGCAGAUUCCCAGAAGCAGGCCAAGGACCGCAGUGCAGAGGUGGAGAAGAUGCAGUUCAUCAUGGGCCGGCUGCAGGACGAGAUCACACGGCUGAAGCAAGCACUGCAGGACAGCCAGGCCGAGCGGGAAAGCGCCGUGCUGGAUAAGGAGGUGCUGGCCCAGCGCCUGCAGAGCCUGGAGCAGGAGGUGGAGUCCAAGAAACGCUCCCAGGACGAUCGCUCUCGGCAGGUCAAAGUGCUGGAGGAGAAAUCCAAGCACCUCGAAGUGGAACUGGACGAGGAGAGGAACACUGUGGAACUGCUGACUGACCGGAUUAACCGCAGUAGAGACCAGAUUGACCAGCUGCGUGCGGAUCUGCUGCAGGAGCGCUCCAGCCGGCAGGAACUGGAGUGCGACAAGAUCUCCCUGGAGAGGCAGAACAAAGACUUGAAAAGCCGACUGGCUAGCUCGGAAGGCUUGCAGAAACCAAGUGCCAGUUUGUCUCAGCUGGAGUCAAGGAUCCAGGAACUGCAAGAUAAGCUGCAGGCAGAAGAGAGAGAAAAGAACAUCCUGGUGUCCUCGAACCGCAAACUGGAAAGGAAAGUGAAGGAGCUGACGAUCCAGAUCGACGAUGAAAGACAGCAUGUGAAUGACCAGAAGGACCAGCUGAGCCUACGCGUCAAGGCGCUUAAGCGCCAGAUGGACGAGGCCGAGGAGGAGAUCGAGCGCCUGGAAAGCGCCAGGAAGAAAGCGCAGCGGGAGCUGGAGGAGCAGCACGAACUCAACGAGCAGCUGCAGAAUCGCGUCAAGGCCCUGGAGAAGGAGGCCUGGCGCAAGGCUACCCGCUCAGCCACAGAGGCCUCCUUGGAAGAUGACCGCUUGAGCUCGGAUGAGGAAUUUGACAGCGCUUAUGGCCCGUCCUCCAUCGCCUCGCUGCUGACAGAGGGGAACCUGCAGACCAGCUCGUGCUAGCAGCUGCCUGCAUGGGUCAUUAACUGGCUCCUGGAGUGAACCCUCUUUCCCAUGGUCAGAACUGCUUCGGUAUCUUUGAGAGGCUGGCGCAGGGCAUCAUUCCACGGGGGAGCAUCCCUGACCUACUGAUGUUCCAGUCCCUUUAGGAGGAAAAACAUCCUAGAGGCCAGCGAUCCUUGGAUUGGCGUUGGCUGACACAUGCAUCCGUUCUACAAAGCAGCUAACUGGAGAGGAGCCGGCAGCAGAAGAACUGAGAACAAUGUUUAAGCAGGAAGGUUUUCUGCUUAAAUUGGGAGGGAGGGUAGGGGGGGAAUUGGGUGUUAAGCUCCCCAGAAAAUUCUAUUUAAUCAGUUUUUCUCUGUGAUUCUCAGGGCAUUGCUUUAAUUCCAGAUGUUUCAUAUCUUAACCAAAUGUUUGUGUGUAUACGGGGCGGUGGAAACAGAUGUGCAAUAAGGCAGGAUGAUGGUCUGUGGUUCAUAAACAAGAGGUGAUCCUGUCUCUUUGGCCACAGCGGGAGUUGGCUUUUCUCCGCCAGAAGGGGAAGCAUGGUAGGUUAGUCACCAACCAGAAUCUAGGAGACGGCCCGGGUGUGUGUCUGCUCUGAGAGACUCUUUACUGUCUAUAGACGCCCACGUGGAGUCCUGGGUCUAAAAUCCAGCGGCUGCUUUUUCCAGGACUUUUGCAGCUGUCGUUUCUUCAUGCCGCAUUGAAGAGAAGUUCCUGGCCAGCCCAUCAAUCUGUGUGGCCUACGUGCUGCUCUGCCCUUCUCUCUGUUCUUUGUGAGCAUGUUACUGCGCUGAAAGACGGAUCUGCCUUCAUAACGGCAGAGGAUGGGGAGCGGGAGCAUCAGCCUAGCGAAACUCUACAGGGCUAGUGCACUUGGGCAAGGGACUCUGCUGCCACUUUUUUGGUCCUUUCUAUUGACCCUGCUCUGGAGGAGGCCAAGGAUUGGGGUGUAGGACAGCAAAAGUUUGAGAUUGCCCAGAUUGACCAGGAUCCCAAGGGUUCAUGGCCAGUGUGAGAGGAACUGGGGGGUCUCGGUCCAGUCCCCAGCUGCCAGUGACAUUACACCAAUCCCCUGUGCAGCUGGCCCAUGGAGGAAGAAGUAACACCGGUUUUGGAAUAGCAGAGACUUUUAUCUGACACGAUAUCACUUUGGUGUUGAGACAGAUGAGCAUGAGAGCUUGCCCCCACCUCUGUCUGAUCCGAGCGAUCAGUCGUGAAAUGAGGCGUGAGCCCGGGGAUCCAUCCAGGGCCAGGCUGCCUGGCCGUCCUGCUGUCCACACUGUGCUGUCCUGCAUAGAGGGACAUCCAGCCUCCAGGGCUGUCUCCACUACAGAGUUAACAGGAAACACCUGGGGUCUGCCUGCUGGGGGCCCCUCCUAUCUUGCACCUCCAGCAAUUUCUCUCUUCUGUUUUUUUGGCAAUAAAUCAGCCAGGGAAAUGCAAACCCCUGCGUUUGGAAGCACGUGUGCUGCAGAUGUUGAUGGAAAAGCAAGGGCUGUACCGGCCUUGAUGGGACGAGCAGCCACAUUCUCUCACCUGAGCUCUGUGUCCCCAAACACUGCUCCCGCUUCGCUCACG
Molecule: messenger RNA, 6706 nt
Organism: Gopherus flavomarginatus (Mexican gopher tortoise)
Lineage: Eukaryota; Metazoa; Chordata; Testudines; Testudinidae
Gene: CGN
Product: cingulin
Exons: 22
Coding region: 1142-5122 (1326 amino acids)
Cellular component (GO): myosin complex
Source: RefSeq, a predicted model, not a curated record